This is a messenger RNA of Liolophura sinensis, 2334 nucleotides long. Its product is annotated as CTD small phosphatase-like protein. The transcript is spliced from 8 exons. Bases 295 to 1080 code for a protein of 261 amino acids. Gene Ontology annotation, molecular function: RNA polymerase II CTD heptapeptide repeat phosphatase activity. The record is from RefSeq and is a predicted model, not a curated record. NCBI's taxonomy places the organism in Eukaryota, Metazoa, Mollusca, Polyplacophora, Chitonida, Chitonidae.
UCUAUGCUCAGCAGUUACAUCACUCCAUAGUGGAUUCUUUUUCGCUCAAAGGACGAAUAAAAUCGUUUUGUGGUUUUCCGUGGCUGCACAAAUAGCGGUACAUCUGAGUACAGGAUUUUGACCUCAUUUUGCCGUGGCCAGUGGCUCGUUAAUAUUCAUGAGAUACACGCCGCCAUGUUCUGAGUUAUUUUGAAGUUGUAAUCGUCCACGUUCAAUGUUCUGCAAGUUUUUCUCUCGUUUUGAGUGGACUAACUGCGAAAACGUUGCCAUCAAGGGAUAAACUGUUGCCUCUAGAUGGACAAUACGUCCAUCAUUACACAAGUAACUCGGGAUGAGGAGCCUCUCAGCACAUUUCCUACAUCGGAAAAAGGCUCGACCACAAUAGCGAAAAAGCCACGAGGGCAUCGUUUUUUAAACUCCCUGUUGUGUUGUUUACGGAAGAAGAACAACAACAACAACACCCCUGUGCCUCCUGCUCCCGAGGAAAAUGGAACCGUGGGAAAUACCGGGGAGAAGUACCUCCUUCCUCCUGUUUUACAUCAGGACAUGACCAAAAAAUGUGUGGUCAUAGACCUUGAUGAAACUUUGGUACAUAGCUCAUUCAAGCCUAUCAGUAACGCAGACUUCAUAGUUCCUGUGGAAAUAGACAGUACUAUACAUCAGGUGUAUGUCUUAAAGAGGCCUUAUGUAGAUGAGUUCUUGGAGAAAAUGGGCGAGCUAUUUGAGUGUGUACUUUUCACAGCCAGUUUAGCAAAGUAUGCUGACCCAGUUGCUGACCUCCUGGACAAAUGGGGUGUUUUUCGAACCCGGUUGUUCCGAGAGUCCUGCGUCUUUCAUAGGGGAAAUUAUGUGAAGGAUUUAAGUCGGUUAGGCCGGGAUUUAGGUCAAGUGGUCAUUGUAGAUAAUUCUCCAGCCUCCUAUAUCUUCCAUCCGCAAAACGCUGUCCCGGUGGCAUCGUGGUUUGACGAUAUGUCCGACACAGAGUUACUCGACCUUUUACCAUUCUUUGAAAACCUGUCGAAAGUGGACAAUGUGUACACUGUGCUCAAAAACGCGAACACGACGAAUGCAGGGACGUAACAGCUUACCCGCUAUCUCCUCGUAUUUCAGCGGGGUUCUGUGCUCGGACUCUCUCUUGAGGUUUUGUACCCCGCAGGCAUUAUGCAAACGAUUACCCAUAGUUCUUUGAUUAGAGCUGUACCCAUUAUGUCGUGGCACCAUGGAGAAUAUAUAUAUACAUAUAUAUAUAUGCACGCACAUAUGUAUAUAUACAUGUACAUUCAUGUAUGUAUGUAUAUAAAUGCUAUUUAUGUAUGUAUAUAUGUGUUACAAUGGGAUGUGCGUCUGUUUACAUGUGCGUGUGCUCGUCUGUGUGCCUAUAGCACAAUGUUUUAACCGGCGCACAAGUCAACCCUGGCCCUUGCAACUUCAUCGGUUUUAUGGAAGGAGUAGGAUUUUUAAACGAGUUGUGUAGACCUGUACAUUGAAGAGGGGCGGGUGCAAGCACAUGAGUGAAGGGAGAUAACUCUGUGCAUGCUGGAAGGUGAGCCCUGCUGAUUUAUCUGUAUUGUUUUACGGGUCCUAAACUUUUCGUCAUAGGCACAGGGAAAGAGAGAGAUGGACAGAAAGAAAUCACCAUGAUGUGAUGGAUUUUGGUACGGUUGUGAGGAUACUAGGGAAAAUUCUGGAAUGGGGAAAAAAACAAAAACUGUGCGAACUGAUCCAAACUUUGAUGAAAAUUAUUAUUCUUGUAAUAUAAAUUUCAAAAGUGUAAAGUUUUAGGAUUACAAAAUUGGCACCAGUAUGCUUCCCUGCUGACUGCCUUCAAGUGGACUCAAAAACCACCAACCGUGAUGAUGAUGGAACACUCCAAUGGAAGAUGCAAUAAUCAAAGAAUGCACCUGUUACCUGUUUCUUUAGAGAGUUAUUUUGUUUCUUUUUCUUUUGUUAAGAAAGAUGUUAUUGUUUUUGAGGUCUUCUGGUUAUGCGAUUGUCAUUUAAAUUGUUUCUAAAAAACUUGCACUUGCACGAAGUCAGAGAAUGAAAUUAUGAUUUUGUAAUCUUUGCUUAACCUAAAUUAGGGCAAGGUAAUUUGGUGUUUAAUUAUAACAGUGAGACUUUGUCAGUGUAAAGACCUGCUUACCCAUUGUUUAGGCUGUAGCUGUAAUUGACCCUCCCUAUGUCACUCUUGUGGAGUGUUUCUUCUUUGGAUUUAUUUUUGUGUGUGUGGACAGACUGUUGAAAGCUGCCAUUUCUUCUUGACACAGGCAUUAUUCGAAGAAACUAACUAUUUUGUGAUCUAUUGUUUUCCGUGAUAAUUCAGGGGAUUUUGUA